Ctenocephalides felis (cat flea) is the source of this 1164-nucleotide messenger RNA. RefSeq names its product zinc finger C2HC domain-containing protein 1A-like. The coding region runs from base 15 to 863 and encodes 282 amino acids. The transcript is spliced from 7 exons. NCBI's taxonomy places the organism in Eukaryota, Metazoa, Arthropoda, Insecta, Siphonaptera, Pulicidae. The record is from RefSeq and is a predicted model, not a curated record.
AUGAUUUUGAUCCUAUGUCCUGUGAUUAUAAUCCUAUGUCCCGAAAUGAUAGCGACUCGUCAGCGGCGUCGAGACACAGAGGGCAAAAACUCGGAACGAGCAAACACCAUCAGCAGAAGAGAGAAUUAUCGCACGACAAGAGGCACUAUUCUCGAACUGGUGAUGGUGCAACGGAUUUGUCAAAUGACACGACUAGUUACGACGGCGAAAUAUGCGGCGACGCCUCACCGGCGAGACGUAGCGCAGCCCCCUCCUCCAACGGGAGCAGCAACACCAAGAAAAAUGUUAGCGCAGAUAGCGCCUACGGCAGUUUAAGCAGAAGUUCUCCGGGAAAGCAGCUUUCAACCGGCAAAAACUCGAAAGGAGCUAAAGAAUCCUACCCGGCUCACCAACAAGUGGAAACAUCUGAUAGAGGUGACUGUAGCGGCAGAUUAUCGCAGCAACAAAAUGCGAACUAUAUGCAAAAUUCGGUGAAUUCGCGUCAAGCACUUUCUCGAAAUUCAAGCAUGAACAGCUCACCAAAACAUAGAUUAAUCAACAACGACGACGCUUUAUCCUCAACAAGUGGAGAUUCCCUUUGUAUAACUUUAAAUAAACUUAAUUUGGAUGCACAAGGUUUUGCCUCGCCAUUAGAUACAGAUCGAACAGAUCGUAGUGGUCACCAGACAUCUAGCCGAAGUACUAAUCUGGCGAAUCCUUCAAUUGGUAGACAACAUAAAGAUAAAAAGUCUACUGCAGGCCAUGCAGAUGUUAUCUCAACAGGUAUUCGAAUGAGCAAAUUCUGCCACGAAUGUGGCAGCAAAUUUCCCCUGGAAGCGGCCAAGUUUUGCGUCGAAUGCGGCGUCAAGAGACUAACACUCUGAUGCUCAUCAUUGACGAAGAAACAGCGACGACGACUUUUUGUAUCGGAAGCAAAAAUACUUUCAUCGUCGAAUUUAUGAAAUUAUAAUAAGAUAUUUCAUAAAACAACUAAAGUGACCCAAGUUACCCACAAGCGCUUUAUACAACAGCAGUAGUAUAUCGCGAACGAUCGAUUUAAAAUAUAGACGAAACAUGGUUUUAGAUGAUUAUAUGUUGAUUUUGAAUAAAGAUAAUUUACGGCGCCCCUUUGUAAUAAAAUGUUUGCAUUUUUUAUUACUAUUAAUACUCACGCUUUUUGCUUAG